UGCAGCUGUUUGAUUUGCUUCUGAUCCAAACCAAACUCCACAAUGUCCGCGAAACUAAACGCCCUAAACAGCGACUCUUACGUCGACAUUAGUCAGUACAGAGAUCAGCAUUUUAAGGGCAAUCGUUAUGAACAAGAGAAACUAUUAAAACAGAGCAACACGUUAUAUGUUGGAAACCUGUCGUUCUACACCACAGAGGAGCAGGUCUACGAGCUGUUUGCCAAAUGUGGAGACGUCAAGCGAAUCAUCAUUGGCCUGGACAAGAUCAAAAAGACAGCCUGUGGGUUCUGCUUUGUGGAAUAUUACACUCGCACAGACGCGGAGCACGCCAUGAGGUUUGUGAACGGCACACGCCUGGAUGACCGCAUCAUCCGCACAGACUGGGACGCAGGGUUUAAGGAGGGCCGGCAAUACGGUCGUGGCAAGUCUGGAGGACAGGUGAGAGAUGAGUAUCGUCAGGACUACGACCCGGCCAGGGGAGGCUACGGCAAACUGGCCCAACAACAGAGACCCACAGAGGCACGCAACACCUUCUAACCACCACUACCUAUGGACUUACCACCAGUACUACUACCACAGGGACAUAACUUGUACUUCUACCACUGGGAUAUGAAGUACUACAUGUAACAGACUGUACCAUCCCACAUGAAAUGCCACACUGUACCAUGGAACGCCAAACCCCACAUCCCCGAUUGUACUGCCAUCAUCGGGAUGAAUGGAAAAACGUCUCUGUACAAAAAUACUCACGAGUGUACACCUCCUGAUGGUGACAUGGUGGAAAAAUAUGAUCUUGUUUUUAUUUAGGUUUUGUCUUUUUUAAAUAAAUUUUUGUUUUUGACAAAA
Periophthalmus magnuspinnatus is the source of this 843-nucleotide messenger RNA. RefSeq names its product nuclear cap binding protein subunit 2 (gene ncbp2). Bases 43 to 537 code for a protein of 164 amino acids. Gene Ontology annotation, biological process: mRNA cis splicing, via spliceosome. Gene Ontology annotation, molecular function: RNA cap binding. The transcript is spliced from 5 exons. Gene Ontology annotation, cellular component: nuclear cap binding complex. Lineage: Eukaryota; Metazoa; Chordata; Actinopteri; Gobiiformes; Gobiidae. The record is from RefSeq and is a predicted model, not a curated record.